Molecule: messenger RNA, 3558 nt
Organism: Aspergillus calidoustus
Lineage: Eukaryota; Fungi; Ascomycota; Eurotiomycetes; Eurotiales; Aspergillaceae
Source: the annotation of a GenBank genome assembly
AUGGAGAUGUUAAGCCAGGCCGUCGAGGAAAUCCAAGAGGAUUUGGACCUACACCGUGCUAUUCUGGCAAGCCUUGACAAUCGACGCCCCGACGUAAUCGAACAAAGGCAAGAGACACUUGAAGCGAUCAAAGAACUCGAAACAAAGCUCGCUCAACUACGCGGCAUCGACAGCAGCGAAUCCUCAAGUCACUCUCCAUCCUCUUAUCAGGACAUAGCAAAUUCCGAUCUACCAGACGCUCAGAUAGACGGCCCGGUCUUCUCCAACCCCUCGAGCCCACCCCAAUUCGGGCGCCCCGCCUUCUCUUCUUUGCCGUCCCGACCCCGACCUUUGCCACAAAAUAGGCCUUCAGAAAUGCCUCCUUCCCGGAAACGCCGGCUUUCUGAUGACGACGAGACUGGUAUGGGCUACGGACAACCGAAGCGAGCAGUGUUAGGCCAGGUUACCCCUGCAUCUACUACAUUUACUCCUACUAGCACCGGGUUCGACCAUGGUAGCCCGAGCGACGUGUCAGCUACCGAUGAUAACGAGGAACUACUUAUGGAAAUGCUGGGGCUCGAAGGCCGCGAUAAUUUUCGCGCGCUUCAGGAAGAACAGAAACGAGCAGAGAAAUGGUUGGAGGAUAAGAAGGAACAGGAACGUCGCGAUGCCGAGUUUGCCCGCAAUCUCAUGGAAUCCUUCGCGGAUCCCCAGCCAUCAUCAUCUGCGCAAGGAUCUUCCUCCAACAGCCGCCCAGCAUCAGCCUUUCCCGAACGCACCUUGCCUGCGUCAAAUCCCGUCAUCAACACACCACCUAGUGCAACCAAUGCGUUUACUACCGACACAAGAUCAGCCCCAACGAACCUCUCCACACACUUCCUGAAUGGCUUUCGGGGUCCUCAAUUUGAUUCAGCAAGAGUUGACUUGGAUAGUGAUGAUAGUGAUAUUGCAGAAAUCACUCCUCGAGACUUUCGGCUCCAUAGUGCCACCGAGUCUCCUUUUCCGCGGAGUGCACGAGGCCCAACUCCAUAUCCUGCUCCCAACCUGGAUUUUCGAUCUAGGUUGCAGGGCCUUGACGAUCCAUCCCUAAGUGGCCCUUGGAGCUUCCAUGGUACCGUUCCUGGACCCAGUAUUAUGGGUAGCUCAGGGCCAAGUACGUGGGGGAAUCCUCUGCAAGCGGGUAUGGCAACAAUAAAGGCUAUGCGAGACCAUUAUUUUUCAGACGGCGGAGACUCACCUCAUCUUCAACCACGUGCUUCUGGGGGCGCUAUAGGACGUGCUCUCGACGGGCUGAUGGACCACUUUAGCGGACAACCCAUAAGCCUUCGUGAUCUAGAGAACUUAUAUGAAUACGGAAGUGAUCCCAAACAACUCAAUGAGGAGAUCAAGCAGUUGCUGGAGACCAUCCGGCCUGACGCCGAUAUCUCGGAGGGGGACCGGGAGGGUACCCCGGAGGCUCUGAAAUACAACUUACUUGAACAUCAGAAGUUGGGUUUGGCUUGGAUGAAAUCCAAAGAAGAGUGUGACCAGAAGGGUGGCAUCCUGGCUGAUGACAUGGGUCUGGGAAAGACUAUCCAAGCAAUCGCCCUCAUGAUAUCUCGCCCGUCAACCGACUCCGAGCGAAAGACGACGUUGAUUAUUGCACCGGUUGCUUUGAUGCAACAGUGGAAGCGCGAAAUACAGAGAAUGCUGAAGCCCGGUAAACACCAGCUCUCAGUGUACGUUCUGCAUGGAGACAAACGUAGCAAAAGCUUUAGGGACUUGAAACAUUACGACGUUGUGCUUACCACGUUUGGGACCCUAUCUUCGGAGCUGAAGCGCGUCGAGAAAUAUGAGGAACUUAUCAAGUCAGGUGCUGAAGAGCCGACAUUGAGAAAACAGUACAUGAACGCGCUACCUUGUCUUGGACCGACUAGCAAAUGGUAUCGGGUGGUCAUCGACGAAGCUCAGUGCAUAAAAAAUCGAAACACAAAGGCCGCCCUAGCGUGCUGCCGUCUCAAUGCCACAUUUCGUUGGUGCAUGAGCGGGACUCCCAUGAUGAACAACGUCGAAGAACUGCACUCAUUGCUGAAAUUCUUGCGCAUACGCCCUUAUGGAAGCCUUGAGCCAUUCAACCGAGAUUUCACUCGCCCGCUAAAGAGUGGCAAUCGGGCCUUACAGGAUAAGGCAAUGAAGCAGCUUCGUGUUCUUCUCAAGGCAGUUCUCCUGCGGCGGACGAAGACCUCCAAGAUAGAUGGUAAACCCAUCCUCAACAUUCCGCCUCGAGUAUCCGAGAAGGUUCACGCCACCUUCAGUGACGAUGAGCUGGAGCUGUACAAGUCACUUGAAAACAAAACCAAACUCCAAUUCAACAAGUAUCUCAAAGCCGGUACGGUUGGACGAAACUACUCUAACAUUCUUGUUCUCCUCCUUCGUCUUCGGCAAGCGUGCUGCCAUCCACACUUGAUCACCGAUUUUAGCGUGAAGAUCAACGAAAACACCGAGGGGUUGGAUUUUAUUGCCAACGCCAAGGCUUUCAGUGAGGAAGUUAUCAUACGUUUGAGGGAUAAUGAUGAUCUGGAGUGCCCCAUCUGUAUCGACGCGGUGGAAAAUCCAGUCAUUUUCUUCCCAUGUGGACACGGCACAUGCGCUGAAUGUUUCUCUAGAAUCUCUGAUCCAGCGCUUGCCGUUCAACAAGGUCACGAUGGCGCAAUUGAGGUGAAAUGUCCAAAUUGCCGUGCCAGGGUCGAUCCUAAGAAGGUAACCGAUCAUGCUUCUUUUCGUAAAGUGCAUUUUCCGGAUCUUUCUGAAGAUUCUACUGGCCCAGAAGGCCAAGAAUCCGCGGCAGAGGAUGAUGACGACGAUUCUGAGGAUAGCGACUCGGACAGUCUUGCGGAUUUUCUUGCAAGCGACAGCGAUACGCAGAAAACUCCUAGGAAAUCGAAAGGCAAAGGGAAACAGGCCAAGCAGCCAAAGAGGAAGACACUUGCUGAGCUGAAGAAAGAAGCAUCGAAGAAUCAAGCAUCGAAAAUCAAGUAUCUGCGUCGUCUUGAGAAAACUUGGAUCACAAGUGCAAAAAUCGAAAAGACUAUGGAAAUAAUCCGUCAGAUUCAGCAGAAUGACAGCAGUGAGAAGGUCAUCAUUUUCAGUCAGUUCACUUCUCUUCUCGAUUUGCUCGAGGUCCCCGUUGCGCGCGAGCGCCAUGGCUAUCGACGGUACGAUGGGAGUAUGAGACCAGCGGACCGGAAUUCAGCUGUUCUAGAUUUUACCGACGACCCUGCUUGCAAGAUCAUGCUGGUGUCGCUGAAAGCGGGCAAUUCUGGGUUGAAUCUUGUCGCUGCGAAUCAUGUGAUUAUCUUCGACCCCUUCUGGAACCCUUAUAUCGAGGAGCAGGCCAUUGACCGUGCCCAUCGAAUUGGGCAGAUGCGUGAGGUGCAUGUCCACCGGAUUCUAGUACCUCAAACUGUCGAAGACCGCAUUGUCGAACUUCAGGACAAGAAACGCCAGUUAAUCGAUGGUGCUUUGGACGAAAAAGAAUCGAAGAACAUCGCCAGAUUGAGCACUAGAGAACUUGCUUAUUUAUUUGGCAUACAAACCUAG